This is a messenger RNA of Macroventuria anomochaeta, 1330 nucleotides long. RefSeq lists its product as uncharacterized. Bases 375 to 1175 code for a protein of 266 amino acids. The record is from RefSeq and is a predicted model, not a curated record. Lineage: Eukaryota; Fungi; Ascomycota; Dothideomycetes; Pleosporales; Didymellaceae. The transcript is spliced from 2 exons.
CUCGUUUUUCCCAUCUCAUAAUUGUGCGAAAACAUACCUUCCUAGCCUUAACAUUUGGGUACUACUGAAAUAGAGCAGCUUUGUCCGCGCGAGAGCGUCAAGGGCUACGUAGGUAACCGGUCUUUGAUUAUCAGUUCAUCCGCGCGCAAGUCGGUCCUGGCAUCAAGUCUUGGUUGACUUCAAUAUGGCCGCUUUCUGAACUUUCUCGAAGCUAUGUGCAAAAUGAUGUUCAGUGCUGAAAGCACAAGGCAAAAAACCUGUCCUUCACGACAGCUUCUCUGUUAUCGAUAAGAUACCGUAAGGAUAGACCAAAAUAUUUCCAGGCCCCCGCAAAACACCGAAACAUUCCUAAACUUACUCAAUCAUUGAACAAAAUGUCUCUCUGUGUCGCAUGCAACAAGCCUCUGAUGGUCGAGAUUGAGGCUGAUGAUGAGGAGCAAUACGAAAUGGCCGGCUCGUCCUCCGGCAAAGCACCAGCAGCAGAGCCGGAAACUGUUCCAGAUGAUGUGCAGCUGAAUUGCGGCUGCCACUUUCACUGGGAUUGUCUGUUAGAAGCCUACCAUGUCACCGAGUGCCCCAACUGCGGCAAGUAUAUUGCGUCCGUGUCACCAAGCGGCGAGCAGCAAGUUCUCUGCAACCUCAACAACGAGGGUGGUCUGCAAGAGAACCUCGACCUCCUUCCCCUGCUCACCGAAGAGAGCUACCUGAAAGCGUACCCCGAAGACCGCAAAUGCCGCGCAUUCCUCGAAUUCUGCCGCGAAGGCGACUACAAGGCCAUCAUUGGCAUGUUGCAGGACGAUGAAGUGGAGGAAGAUGACGAAGACGAAGAAAUGGCUGAUGAUGACCAGCCAGACAAGGAUGUCGGUAUCGACCGGCUGUUGAGAUACCAGGAUCCUAUCGGCGAGAUGCAAUCAGGUCUGCAUGCUGCUGUCCAGGCUCAGAGCAGGGAGGUUGCAUGGUUGCUGUUGCUGCUCGCGAGCAAUCUGGACCUCAUGCAGUUCCCACCUGAGGUCUUUCAAGAAGCAGCGGCGAUGGGUAUCAUGAGAGGACUUACAGAGGACAAAGUGGACAUCAGGAGUCUGCGAGACGCAAAUGGAAAGUCUGCGGAGGACUAUGCGAACGAGAUCGGCGGUGUCUGGAACGGUUGGACAGGUAAUGGAAGGCUGGACAUAUGAGAUUGCCUGCGAUACUAGCAGAUGUGUGCCAGUUGAUGGAGUGAUACCCGUUUAGUAGCAGAAGAGAAAAGUGCAAGCCUAUUAUGAAAAGUGCAAUUCGUUACUGAGGCUUCAGGAUAUUGCAUCGCAGGAAAAUGUCCAAGAUUGUGUUCAGG